GAUGGAUCAUAUAUUAUCGUCGUCUUUCUGGCUACAUGGCUGCUUCCACUUUCCCUCUCCUUUUCUCUGCGCUCCCCCUGACUACCAUGAACCCACUGUACCCUGAUUGAACGGCCCGACCGUUGAAGCCAAUUCCCCACGCCCCCGUGUCCAUUAUUCGAUUUGCCCCCCAGCCUUGGGUGGUUCCUCUACGCGCCAGACGCAAGACCACAAAAAAAAACUUUUGCACCAGAAUUGGCCACCCGGCAAAAAAAUAAAAAAUAAAAUAAAACACUCCUCCCCCCUUUAUAUACGGCGAGGAACGCGUUCUUUCCACAAACAACUCGUCUCCCAUCUCUUUUCCACCCUUCAUUUAUCCCAGCAGUCGGCGAGCCUUCCGUGCUUAAUUCUCUAGCGGAUCAAAAGACAGAUCGCUCGAUCGCCCCACCAUGUUCGAAGACUUCUCCUUCUCGUCCCCCUCGUCCGCCCGGCCGUCGCGCCCGGCGCUGGACGGGGAUGACCGCCUGAUGGUCGACUGUGAUAGCGCCCUCAUCUCUCCGCUCUCCUCGCGAUGCCCGUCGCCUCGCUCCUCCCGGUUCCCUCGGAGCCUCGCCCGAUCUCGAUCCUCCCACUUCCGCUCGCAACAGGCCCCCACCUCCGUCCCCUUCGACUAUAACCACAAACGCCUGUCCAUCGCAACCCUGACCCGGAAACUCCACGAGCACACUAUCCAGAACCCGUCCCGCGAUGACAUGCAACUCGAGAGUCCCACUUCCCUGCCGGACCCUCAAUCCCCGUCCGACUUCGCCUCCGGCUCCGCCAAGUUCCCGGGCUACGUCCUGACGCCCCCGGACACCGACCACGACGACGAAGGCUUCUUCGAUUCCUCGUCCCUCACCUCUCCGUCGCUGUCUCCGCAACCCCAAUCCCCCUUUCUCAGUCCCACCUCCGCCCCGCUGGAUGACUCCCCGGCCCAAGAUGCGGUGCCAGACCUCCUUCACUGCCCCGACAGCUGGAAUGUUCGCGCUCAGCGACAGCACAUUUCCCGCCUGCAAUGCAACCCGUCCGACGUCGAUGCCAUCCGCCAGGCUCUCCUCUCCGAAGACGAAGCGCUGAACAUGAAUCUGAAGUACCCGCCCAGCGCCGAUGCCUGUCACCCCAGCUCGCUCCCGCCGCAGCAGUCUCCUCGACGGAGGGCGCUGACCCUCCAGCGCAGCCGGUUCCGACCGCAAACGUCAUCCAACUCCUCGGGCCUGGCGGAACCGACUUCGGCCGAGCCCCGCGGCCGGCGUAAGAGCAGCUCGGGCGUUGUGCAGUCGCAUCGGAUCGAGAAGAACUACCACUCCGCAGGCCGGGACAUGCACAAGAAAAGUGAGCAGGGAUUGAGACGGAAGAGCUUGGUGAGUGCGGCGCUUGCCUCCAUGGUUGAGAAGAGCUGCUGUACCUCGGACUAAGCUUUUGUCUUUCCGUUUUGGAACUUCUUCCCAUCUUUUCUGUGUCUUUUUUUUCGGUCGAUUUGAUUUCUUUCUAUUUGGCUUGUAUAUAUCCUAUUCUUGUACUUUCUUUCUUUUUCUUCGUUUCGAUCCGCAUGUUGUUUUAAAAGGUAGAUACCCAAAUUGUGUACAUUGUUUAGUUCUUAUUUCUUUGGCCUCGAUUUCUUCCACUCUCAAUACACUAUACACUCUACUUGACUAUAUUUAUCUGAAUAUCUCAACCACUUGACAAAAGCAAACCAAACGAGUCUCUUCGUACCCCUUCAAUUAAUCAAUGCUCAUUGCAUCUAUCAGUCACAUUAAACAGUGCCAUAUCACAGAUCAUAAUAUGGCUACAGAGGAAAACAGAGCAAACGAAUCGAAUCAGUGAUGGGAAAGACGACA
This is a messenger RNA of Aspergillus steynii IBT 23096, 1856 nucleotides long. RefSeq lists its product as uncharacterized. NCBI's taxonomy places the organism in Eukaryota, Fungi, Ascomycota, Eurotiomycetes, Eurotiales, Aspergillaceae. The record is from RefSeq and is a predicted model, not a curated record. The transcript has a single exon. The coding region runs from base 429 to 1433 and encodes 334 amino acids.